Anoplopoma fimbria (sablefish) is the source of this 2232-nucleotide messenger RNA. RefSeq names its product proliferation-associated 2G4, b (gene pa2g4b). The transcript has 13 exons. The coding region runs from base 137 to 1315 and encodes 392 amino acids. Lineage: Eukaryota; Metazoa; Chordata; Actinopteri; Perciformes; Anoplopomatidae. The record is from RefSeq and is a predicted model, not a curated record.
GCGGGCCCUGGAGCUCGUACUAGGCUGCCUCCUGAACGCGGGCGGGCCGAUGCGGAGAGCAGCGUGGUCCAUCCUGAGACUGACUGACACCCGCCGAGGAAAAAGUUACUCUUGAGUUCGCAGACACACUGCCAACAUGUCUGGAGAUGACGAUACGCAGGAGCAGACCAUCGCCGACGACUUGGUGGUCACCAAGUAUAAGAUGGGGGCCGAGAUUGCAAAUCAGGCUCUGAAGACCGUGGUUGGGGCAGCUAUGCCUGGAGUCUCAGUGCUCAGCCUGUGUGUAAAGGGAGAUGCCUUCAUCAUGGCAGAAACUGGGAAAAUCUUCAAGAAGGAAAAAGACAUGAAGAAAGGUAUUGCUUUUCCUACUUGUGUGUCAGUUAACAACUGCGUAUGCCAUCACUCCCCUCUGAAGAGUGAUGCUGAUGUCAUGCUGAAGGACGGGGACCUUGUCAAAAUUGACUUGGGUGUGCACGUUGAUGGCUUCAUCUCAAAUGUGGCUCACAGCUUAGUUGUUGGAGUGACCAAGGACAACCCGCUGACUGGACGGAAGGCUGACGUUAUCAAAGCAGCUCACCUCUGUGCUGAGGCUGCUCUGCGUCUUGUCAAGCCAGGAAAUCAGAACGCACAGGUCACAGAAGCCUGGAACAAGAUUGCAAAGUCAUUCAAGUGCUCUCCUAUUGAAGGCAUGCUGUCCCAUCAGCUCAAACAACAUGUGAUUGAUGGUGAGAAAACUAUCAUCCAAAAUCCAACGGACCAGCAAAAAAAGGACCAUGAGAAGGCUGAGUUUGAGGUGCAUGAAGUAUAUGCAGUGGAUGUGCUAAUCAGCACUGGAGAAGGAAAGGCGAAGGAUGGCGGUCAGAGGACCACCGUUUACAAACGAGACCCCAACAAGGUGUACGGCUUAAAGAUGAAGACAUCUCGCACGUUCUUUAGUGAGAUGGAGAGGCGUUUCGAUACAAUGCCUUUCACUCUGAGAGCGUUUGAGGAUGAAGGCAAGGCCAGGUUGGGUGUGGUUGAGUGUGCCAAACAUGAGCUGCUGCAGCCGUUCAAUGUGCUGCAUGAGAAAGAGGGUGAAGUUGUUGCCCAGUUUAAGUUCACCGUGUUGCUCAUGGCCAAUGGACCUCUGCGAAUCACAAACAGCCUCUUUGAGCCAGAACUCUACAAGUCUGAGCAUGAAGUGGAGGACCCAGAGCUGAAGGCUUUGCUUCAAAGCUCAGCCAGCCGCAAGACUCAGAAGAAGAAGAAAAAGAAGGCUUCAAAGACUGUUGAGAGUGCAACCGGACAGGCAAUGGAGACAGAAGCUGCAGAAUAGAGUUCUCUGACAGACAUCUGAUGACCCAAAGAACAGACACCAUGAAUCCUUCUGUCCCAGCUGUCUGAGGCACUUGCGGGCAUAGCCGCUGUGAAUACCUCCGAAUCUAACUGAUGUCAGUCUGGGAUGAUGCUGCUCCUAAAUUCUGUCACUCCACAUAUAAAACAAACACACACACACAAACACGUACAUUUAUAGUAAUUCUCAUUGCCCUUGAGACAGUCGUCUUCUCUUAACAGUGGACAACAGUUCUGCUACUAAAGCGGAAAUUUUGUGCAAGGGUAUAAUACUCACUGGAUCAUAUAACCAUUUGUUUGACCUUGAGCCUUCGUCCCUUUCUCCACAGUAACUGUAGUGAAAGAUAUGGAAAAUAAAAUGAGUUUGACAGAGCGGCCAAGGAUGAUGAAUGCACAAUACUGUGUCAGCGUAAUUGUGUGGCAUUAAGAUAACUUUUCUGAAAGUCCUAAACCUGAAGCCAUGCCUUUUUGAAAUGAGUUUUAACUUGUCAUGGUCAGAAAUGUGUAACACCUGUCUUGAAACCUGAAGUUACAAGCAUGACAUUGGUCAUUAUUACUGUUGAAUUCAGCAUAAUUGCCGCAUUUAUACAGCUCUCGCUUAGCUCCGUCUGCUAGUGUACACUUCUAGGAAUCUACUGUAGGAUACACUCUAACAAUUUCUAAAACUGACAAUUAAGACCUAGUUGAGUAAUUAAAAUAGCAAAAAAUAAUAAUUUCUCAGUUGUGGAUGGCCUAAUUCCUGCCAAGGGUUCAGCAUUCAGUUUUCUGGUGCCACCAUUGAGUCUGACAGUCUGUGUUUACUUAAGAAUUCCAUACCUGUUAGAUAUAUGGAUGCUUUUGUAAAACAAAUCCCAGUUUCAGAGACUAUUUUUGGAAACAUUAAAAAGCAACCUGACAUCA